AGUACUUUGAAAUUUUCAAAAAAAAUAAAUUAAAUUAAAUUACUUGACUUGGGUUGGGUUGGGAGAAGACUAGAUAGAGAAAAGUCUACUCUCUUUCCCUUCAUUUUCAUUCCUACAUCUUCAUCAUAUCAUUAUCACCCAAAUCAAAACCAAAUCAGAUCUGCAAUCUCUCUAGCUAGAUACUUGAUCUGAUUGUUGCAUCUCCCACACACCCACUAGUUAACGAUAUCACUGAUUCACUGAAAUGGCUGAAGCACUUCUGGUUAGUGGUGCCACUGAAAUACUGAAAGGGUUGACUGCUGUUAUUGCUAAUGAGAUUGCUUUGGUUUGGGCUGUUAAAGACGACCUUGAGAAGCUUAAAAACACUUUGGAGAUGAUCUCUGCUGUAACAUCGGAUGCUGAAAGAUGCCAAGUAACCGAGAAUGCUGUAAGACUCUGGCUGACAAAGCUUAAAGAUGCUGCUUAUGAUGCUGAUGAUGUACUAGAUGCCUUCUCAUAUGAAGCUAUGCGCCGGAAAACAACAUUCAUUCUUCUGGUCAAGGUAAAGGGUCUCUUUACAUGUAAUAAUCGUGUAGGUUUCCGUGUUAAAAUGGCUCAUAGGAUUAAAGAUAUUAAUCAAAAGUUUGAUGAUAUUUCUAAGGACAAGGUAUUUUUAAGCUUAAAAAAUUGGAAUGGUGGUGGUGGUGGUAGGUAUGGCCGUACCACUACUGCUAUUGUUCGUCAUAAUCGGCGAGCCGCAGCCUCUACAACUGAUUUAGAAAAAAUCAUUGGAAGGGAAGAUGAUAGAAAGAAAUUAGUAGAUUUAUUAAUUGAGUCACCAACAGCUUCUUCAUCGAACAAUAGUAAUGGUCAAAAUGUACAUGAAAAAAUAUCAGUCAUACCAAUUGUGGGUAUGGCGGGGCUAGGGAAAACAAAACUAGCUGAAUUAGUCUCCCACGAUGAAUUAGUAAAGAAACGCUUCGAUCUCAACAUAUGGAUUUCUGUAUCCGAUGAGUUCGAUUUGAGCAACAUCUUAAUAAAUAUCUUAGAAUCCAUUGAUAGCACUAAGUAUGAUAAUGGUUCAAAUCUUGAUGUAAGGGUGAGGCAUCUUCAAGAUAAGUUGAAAGGGAAAAAGUAUUUGCUAGUACUAGAUGACUUGUGGGUUGAGGAGUAUGAGAAAUGGGAAAAACUAAAAGAUUGUAUGCGGAAUGGUGCUGAUGGAAGUAAGAUACUAGUUACUACACGUAAAAGUCAUGUGGCAGAUAUCGUCAAAGGUAACAUCCCGUCUCACCAUUUGGAACCUUUAUCAGUAGAUCAGUGUUGGUCAAUCAUUGAGCAAAGAGCAUUUUCUCCUGGUGGAGCACUGAAAACUACGGGGAUGGUGAAGAUUGGGAAGGAAAUAGCGGAAAAAUGUUGUGGUUUACCACUUGCGGCAGAAAUAUUAGGAAAUAUGAUGCGCAUGAAAAAGAGAGAUGACGAGUGGAAUUUAGUCAGGGACAUGGAAAUUAUGGAAAAUGAGGAUUUCUAUAACAAAAUAGGACCGAUUAUAAAGCUGAGUUACAAUCAUUUGACAUCAAAUUUGAAACAAUGCUUUUCUUACUGUUCACUGUUUCCCAGGGGUUGGGAUAUUGAUAGAGAAGCCUUAAUCCAACUAUGGAUGGCAGAAGGCUUUCUUGGUGCACCUGGGAGUUCUAGUAGAGAAACCAUGGAAGAUAUUGGAAACAAAUAUUUUAACGGUUUGCUGUCUCAUUCGUUAUUCCAAAAUGUAGUAAAGGAUGAGUUUGGUGAUAUUAGUAAGUGCAAGAUGCAUGAUCUCGUAUAUUAUCUUUCCCGUAGUGUUGUCAGCAAUAAAGAAUACUCCGUAUUGAGACCUGCCGAUGAAGCCGGUAUUUCUGCAGCUCGGCGUUUGCGUUUACUUUUUGAAGAAGAUAAAGAAAAAGAAAAGGAGUUUCCAUCAGCUGGGAGUGAUGCAAGUAAAUUACGAACAUUUGUUGCCUUGGAAAUGGGCGAUUGUAAGAAUAUCCAGAGCUUGUUUGAUAAUAGGAAUCUGCGCGUGGUAUAUUUGAGUGGUUCAUCAAUUCAACGGUUACCUGCUUCAAUUUCAAAAUUGAGUCAUCUAAGAUAUCUGAACCUCUCAAGAUGUCAGAAACUUGAGGUAUUACAUGAUGGAUCGAUCAAUAGUCUUUAUAAGCUACAGACGUUAAUAUUACAUGCUUGCAGUUCUCUUUCUGAACUUCCUGAAGACUUUGGAUUGCUGAAAAAAUUGAGGCACCUCGAUGUUUCGUAUACAGGAAUAUCAAAGUUGCCUAAGUCAGCUACUGAGCUUUGUGACUUGCAAACUUUGGAUGUCUCUCAUUGCAAAAAUUUUACAGAAUUGCCUGCAAACAUUGGAGCCUGGAAACAGCUGCGAAGCCUUAAUAUUUCACAUACAGAGGUUAGUAUAUUGCCUGUCUCUAUCACUGAUCUCUUUAAAUUGGAGAAGUUGAGACUGUUUUCUUGUCCCAAUCUUACUGCAUUACCGAGAGGAAUGGAGGGAUUGAGCCGUUUACGAAAUAUCGAUACCUCUGGUACACAGAUCAAAGAAUAGACGGAGUCUCUUUGUUGAAGCAUUGCGUGCUAAAAGCACACGAGGGGAAAUUCAGUUUCCAAGGAAAUCUAGAUUCCGGUUUUCAGUUUCAGUUUCCUUCUUUUGUACUUUCUUUUCUUGUCUGUGUGCUUGUUUCUUUGGAAGCUUUUUGUUUCUUUUAAUGAGUCAGGCUGUACAUUUCCAAUUUCCAGUUUCCAGUUGAUUCACAAGUCCCUGGAAACAGGGUUUUUGUGAAAUUUGAAUGAUUCGGUGUGUUUUGUUAUGUGAAGAAUCUCAAUGCAUAAAUUUUCUUUCAUUUGUAAA
Papaver somniferum (opium poppy) is the source of this 2869-nucleotide messenger RNA. Its product is annotated as putative disease resistance protein RGA3. Gene Ontology annotation, biological process: defense response to other organism. Gene Ontology annotation, molecular function: ADP binding. Lineage: Eukaryota; Viridiplantae; Streptophyta; Magnoliopsida; Ranunculales; Papaveraceae. The record is from RefSeq and is a predicted model, not a curated record. Bases 245 to 2566 code for a protein of 773 amino acids. The transcript has a single exon.